UUCCAUUCUGCGUUUCACACUGUUUUGCAGCGUGACCGUGUUGAGAGAGCGCAGCAGAGAUUAACAGUAAAGACAGGUGAAUCGCAUGUUGUGUAUCCAGGUUUGUUUGUAGUGAAACUAGAUCCAGCCUCGAGAUCUGAUUGAAGUAGGUGGUUCUCUCACAGCGCGGUACUGUACGGAGUGUUUCAUUACCAGAGCUGCAGCCAGCCGGGAGCAGCGGGCAAGAUUGUACUUCAAAUCACUCGGAUUAUUAAACCCCCGGCAACAAUUGAAACAUUGAAGGGCCGUUCUCGUUUUGUUUGGAGGAGGUUCCAGCACCCUGCGGGGAUGUUUAACUGGAGUAGUAGGGUUUCUAUUACGCUGGCAACGCCGUGCGCCUCAGUAGGAGCAGUUUACUAUAACUUUGGGCUGGAGGUGGUUCGCUUCUCGCGAGUGAGAGAGACCAGUGCCAGCUCGUGUAGCCUAACCUAAAGCCCGCUACUAAAUCUGAGACAGUUGGACAGCAUCUCGGCGCAAAAGGGACCUACAAUUCCAAACUCAACCGGUUUCUUUUAGCACUUGACAACAUCUGUAUAUUUUUGAUAUUUCCAAACAUGAGGAUUUUUGAAGACAUUUAAUUACGAGUAUUUCUUUAGGCUAUUUGGGGGAUUUAUUUCCAAAUACUUUUAUUUGUCUUUUUUAUUAUACGCAUCUGUUUUAUUUUAAUAUUUUAUGAAAUUUGUUUUUCACUUUAUUUGGAAACAUUUUCUAACCCCUGCACUUGUUUUGGGAACACGAGCGCUCCUUGACGCGACAUGAGGACUGUCGCCUGGCUGUCCGCACGGCAUUGUCAUUGUAAUUUUCACGUGUCAUGUCGAUAGUCGGAUGCCGGAGGACACGGGAUGUCGUUUAGCAUUUUGACAAACUGAAGGUUAUGGUCUGGAACAAAACCAACUGAAAAACGCUAUAGUAGCCUGAAUGGGGGCAAUUAUGCUGGAGUCCCAUAUAUUCUAGGGUUUUCAUUCGCACACCAACCCAUGGGGAUUUAAAUAUUUAUAUAUAUGUAUAUUCUAGCAUACCAUUUCCUUUUUUUACGUUUUCCUUCUUUUUUUUUACUGGACCAAUUUUAGGAUGAUGUUGUAUUGCUGCUCGAGCGCCUUGGAACUUUCUAUUAAGUUCACCUGCAGCUUUUUAUUCGUGUUUUUACUGUUCCAAAUGCCACAGUCCUCCUCGCCUUUAAUUACAGGUACAGAAGCCAGCUGCGAGAACGAAGGAGAGGUGCUCCACAUACCCAACAUAACGGACAACCCGUGCAUCACCUGCGUCUGUAUGAAGGAGAAGGCAGACUGUAAACAGGAGAAGUGUCCCCUGGUGUCUGAGGACUGUGCUCUGGUGGUCAAACAGACGGGAGCCUGCUGUGAGAGAUGCAAAGGUUGUCAGCUGGAUGGAGAGUCCUAUAAUAGUUCUGUCUCCUGGACCAGCUCCAUCAAGCCCUGCAUUUCUCGCCGCUGUCAGGAAGGUGUCGUAACUGAAGCGGAAGCACAAUGUGUCGUCCACUGCAGGAACCCCAAGAUUCACCCCAAGAAGUGCUGUCCAACGUGCCCGAGCUGUAUCUUGGAGGGCCAUCUGUACAAAGAGAGGGAAGAGUUUCACCCUGAGGGAAAACCCUGUAUUAAAUGCACCUGCACUGGAGGGCGGACCCUAUGCGUCAGGGAUGUGUGUCCUGUCCUCUCAUGCCCCGCCCACCUGAGCCACACUCAGCCUGGACAGUGCUGUCCCAAGUGCCUCGGUCAGAGGAAAGUGUUUGACCUGUCGAUGGGGAGUUGUCUGUUCCACAGUGAGGUCUAUGAGGACGGCACCUCUUUCAAGCAUGACAACUGCACCACCUGUACCUGCAAGAAUUCCACUGUGGUGUGUAGGAAGCGCUGCUCUCGGCCGGGCAGUUGCCAUGGUGACCAGUGCUGUGAGGCGUGUCUGUCCUUUGUGAAGGUAGCGGAAGUGAAGUACUGCCGGGCCAGGAACAAGAUCUACCGGGAAGGAGACAUGUGGUCGUCUGUGAACUGCACCCUGUGUGCCUGUGUCAAGGGGGCCAUCGAGUGCCAGCCAAAGCAGUGUGUGCCAAUCACCAGCUGCCCCUCGAAUAAGAUCCUGAACAGGACAGGCUGCUGCCCGGUUUGCACUGAAAAGCCAGGCGUGUGCACUGUAUUCGGCGACCCCCACUACAACACCUUCGACGGGCGCACAUUUAACUUCCAAGGAACCUGCCAGUAUGUUCUAACUCGAGACUGUGGUGGCGCCCCCUCUGGCGGAGGUGGAAACAGCGCCGGCUCUGACUCUGGCUUCACGGUUGUGGUGAGGAACGAUGCGAGGCGAACCCGCUCCUACUCCUGGACCCAGUCAGUGGAGCUGAGGAUAGGAGGGCUGAGUCUCAGCCUGCACCAGCACCUAACGGUGAGGAGGAACGGCACGCGCAUCGCCCUGCCCUACCAUGGCCCUGGGGUCCACAUCGACCUGGAUGGAUACCUGCUCAAACUCACCACCAUUGCAGGUCUGGAGAUCACGUGGGACGGGGACAGCUUUGUGGAGGUGGUGGCUGCUCCUCACCUGCGCGGUCGUCUCUGUGGCCUCUGUGGGAACUACAAUGGACACAAGCGGGAUGACACCAUGGGCAGCGACGGCCUCUUCAAAUUCGUGGUGGAUGAGUUUGCAGAGUCGUGGCGCGUGGAGGGGAACGAGGUUUGUGCCCAGCCCAUCAGGAGGCCCACCUCGUACCUCUGUCCCGGCAGUGUAAAGGUCAGGUUCCGCGCUCACAGGGAGUGUCAGAAGCUCAAGUCCUGGGAGUUCCAGAAGUGUCACCAGGUGGUGGACUUUGCCUCCUUCUUUAGGUCCUGUGUAACAGACAUGUGUGAGUGUCCGGUGCAUAAGAACUGUUACUGUGAGUCCUUCAUCGCCUACAGUCGGGCCUGUGAGAGGGAGGGAGCCCCCUUCUACUGGAAGCCAGAGGCUGCCUGCAUGGCCACCCAGUGUAAACACGGAGCGGUGUACGACACCUGUGGCCCGGGCUGCACCAAGACCUGUGACAACUGGAAUGAGAUCGGGCCCUGCCACAAGCCCUGUGUUGCCGGCUGCCACUGCCCAGCCAACCUGGUGCUGUUCCAGGGCCGCUGCAUCAAGCCCACAGCCUGCCCUGGCCGGUGACCCUAGUGCCCCAGGGGAAGGGGGCUGAGAGAGGGCCAAACAGCCAACACUGCCUAGCACUCCGGGUCCAUACCUGAGGAAGGGAGGAGUGGGGGGGACAUUGGGGUGAGUGUGGGGUGAUUAAUGGAUUUGCAGACAGGCAACGAUGGACUGAAGGGAUUCUCAGAAGACAGGUGGGUCAGGUAGAGGCCUCAUCCACUCUGAGGGAGAUAGAUACCGGCCAUCACAAACUGGGGUUUGGAACUCCGAUGUCGGCUGCUCUUACUGCUCUUUAGUUACUGGACACUCAAGGGACAUUCAUCCAGACUGUCAUGGACCUUCAGGAAAAGGGUGGGGCUGGCUCUGUGUUGAGCCAAUAUGGCCUCAGUGUUUCACUCUGUUGCAGCACACAGACAUUCAAAAUCAGGAAACCAACCAAUGCAUCUUAAACAAGCAUGUUCACCCUGCCAGCAUAAGAGAUAAGCUCUAUGAUGAACAUAUUGAACAACCCCCAGGUAUCACGUGCAUAAGAUUAUUUUAUACUGUAAACUAACAAGACUUGCAUAAAAACAGAUAGCUUUUUGUAUUAUUAUUAUUGUUGUUGAUAUUGUUAAUUUAUAUAGCGAUCAAUAAAUAUGUUGUAGCAAGAGCCAGAAUCAUAAAUUUAAUUUUGUUAUAAAUGAUUUAAAGGGAAAAAAGCUAUUUAUGUGUUUGUGUAAUUGUGUCUUGUGUGAAGAGAAAUGCCCAUAUGUGACUCGGUUGUUGCAUCAUCGCAGGGAAGAAACGUACUGUAUUUUUAAAUGCUCAGUGUACAGGUUGUUGUGUGUUGAUUCUCAAACUGAAGGUGUUCCUCAAGACGUACAUUUAACUUGACCUUGUAAGUUAUUAUUUAAGACCAGCAAUAUAUAAUUUCCAUGAAACU
This is a messenger RNA of Oncorhynchus kisutch (coho salmon), 4078 nucleotides long. RefSeq names its product BMP-binding endothelial regulator protein. Lineage: Eukaryota; Metazoa; Chordata; Actinopteri; Salmoniformes; Salmonidae. Gene Ontology annotation, cellular component: extracellular region. Gene Ontology annotation, molecular function: protein binding. Bases 1111 to 3177 code for a protein of 688 amino acids. The record is from RefSeq and is a predicted model, not a curated record. The transcript has 15 exons.